This is a messenger RNA of Tripterygium wilfordii, 961 nucleotides long. RefSeq lists its product as uncharacterized. The record is from RefSeq and is a predicted model, not a curated record. Gene Ontology annotation, biological process: protein insertion into mitochondrial inner membrane. The coding region runs from base 119 to 703 and encodes 194 amino acids. The transcript has 4 exons. Lineage: Eukaryota; Viridiplantae; Streptophyta; Magnoliopsida; Celastrales; Celastraceae. Gene Ontology annotation, molecular function: transmembrane protein transporter activity. Gene Ontology annotation, cellular component: TIM22 mitochondrial import inner membrane insertion complex.
CAUUACCCAUUGCCAGCUACUGCUCCGGCAUUUCGGCAGUCCCCUCCCACCUGAUCCAGCUAACAGGUAUUCCGUAUUCCUGACGUUUCUGCAUUCGACGAAGUUUAAUAGAGACCCUAUGGGAUCAAGAGAAGCCGCGGCCCCACCGCCGUCUGCAUCACCCUCAUCCUCUGUUAAUUGGAAGGAUCGAGUUUUCAUUCCUACUCUGCUAGCAGGGAUUGCGGGAGGAGGAGUUGGAUUGGUGUCUAAGCAUCGAAAAGUUCAUGGCCUUGCCAACAUCUCCGCUACCUAUGCCACCAACUUGGCCAUUGUCACUGGUUGCUAUUGCGGGGCUCGAGAAUUUGUGAGAGUAAGUCGAAAAUCAGGACCUGAUGAUCUAUUGGACUCUGCAAUUGCAGGCUUUGGUAGUGGGGCUCUUCUUGGGCGUCUUCAAGGUGGUCAAUUAGGUGCUAUCCGUUACUCAAUCAUCUUUGCAGUAGUUGGGCCGAUCGUAGAUUUUGCUACUGUUAAACUACGGCCUGCAUUUAGCAGCUUUCGCGAAUCCAUGUCUAAGGACAUGCAGAAGGAUGGUGGUUGGUUUAAGCUGCCUGAAUGGUCUCCUAUACAAGUACUUGACGAUGAAGCCCUUGCUAAAAAACAAGCUCGGGAACGAGAACUUUACGGACCAAGACCACUGGGUAAUCUAAGUAAAGAGGAAUCUUGAUAGUUCUUCCUCUCAUAUAUUUUUUUUGUUUGAUAUUUGAUAAUUCCUCUCAUAUAUCAUAAUCUUGUAUUGUCAUAGCUAUCAACAAUAAUGUUUUGAGUGUCUACUUUUACACUUGAUUGGCAUCGUCUUGCCCCGUUGUUCUCCACAGUAAUUUUGAUUCACUUAUUUCUGCUGACUUCUUUAUAUAUUUUGACUGGAAAAUAGUCUCAUCACUUGUGAGAGCUUGAACUUGGAAAUGUUGGAUAGUUAUUGGCU